Molecule: messenger RNA, 1468 nt
Organism: Synchiropus splendidus (mandarinfish)
Lineage: Eukaryota; Metazoa; Chordata; Actinopteri; Syngnathiformes; Callionymidae
Gene: hpda
Product: 4-hydroxyphenylpyruvate dioxygenase a
Exons: 14
Coding region: 72-1259 (395 amino acids)
Biological process (GO): L-tyrosine catabolic process
Cellular component (GO): endoplasmic reticulum membrane; Golgi membrane
Molecular function (GO): 4-hydroxyphenylpyruvate dioxygenase activity
Source: RefSeq, a predicted model, not a curated record
GUCUGCCAUCAAACUGUCACUCUGAUUUUGAUCACCUUCCAACUGAGCAGUGACACAUCUACGAUCACAGCAUGACUUCCUAUACAGAUAAAGGAGAGAAGCACGAGAGGGGAAAGUUUGUCCGGUUUCAUCAUCUGACUUUCUGGGUCGGCAAUGCCAAACAGGCAGCAUCGUUCUACUGCGACAAAAUGGGCUUUGAGGCUUUGGCCUACAAAGGUUUGGAGACCGGCAGCAGAGAAGUGGUGGCUCAUGUCAUCAAGCAGGAUAAAAUCAUAUUCACCUUUGAAUCGCCACUAAACCCUGGAAAUGAAGAAAUGGGAGAGCACCUGAUGAAGCAUGGAGACGGUGUGAAAGAUAUCGCCUUCCAGGUGGAGGAUUGCGAUUUCCUCAUCAAGACAGCCAGGGAGAGAGGGGCGGUGAUCGUCAAGGAGCCUUGGGUGGAGCAGGACGUUCACGGAAGGGUCAAGUACGCCGUGGUUCAGACGUAUGGAGACACAACCCACACUUUGAUUGAGUACCUGGGACCCUACACAGGCCUUUUCCUGCCUGGAUACCGGGAGCCUCUUUUCAGAGACCCUCUGUUAGCCCAGCUUCCCCCUGCAGGCCUGCAUUUUAUUGAUCACGUCGUGGGAAACCAGCCAGAUGACCAAAUGGUACCAGUUUCGGACUGGUAUCUAAAGUGUUUAAUGUUCCAUCGGUUCUGGUCAAUUGACGACAAGCAAAUCCACACACAGUACAGCUCACUGAGGUCCAUCGUGGUGACCAACUAUGAGGAGACCAUCAAGAUGCCCAUCAAUGAGCCGGCCAUGGGGAAGAGGCUGUCGCAGAUCCAGGAAUACGUGGACUACAACGGGGGGCCCGGCGUCCAACACAUCGCCCUGAACACAUCAAACAUCAUUCAAGCUAUCAUCAAUCUGCGCGCCCGAGGGAUGGAGUUUCUGGCCGCACCUGACACCUACUACGAAACCCUCAGGGAGAACCUUAAAACUGCCAAGAUCAAGGUGAAGGAGGACCUGAAUCGACUGCAGGAGUUGAAGAUCUUAGUGGACUAUGACGACAAAGGCUACCUGCUGCAGAUCUUCACCAAACCCGUGCAGGACCGACCCACACUCUUCCUGGAGGUCAUUCAGAGGAACAACCACUUUGGCUUUGGGGCAGGAAACUUCAAAUCUCUGUUUGAGGCCAUCGAGAAGGACCAAGAUGCAAGAGGCAAUCUCACCGAGCUGAGACCGCGAGGGCAGGCCAAGAACUCCAUGUGAUCCCUGACUGCUGUCAGAGCACUUAGACUGUUAUGUCUUCUGCUGUCACAUCAUCAACACUCAGCACAUCCACGCUGGAUCAUACACAUGUACACAGUGUUGAAUGUCUGUGGGGAACAAACGGCGGCUGUUAUCAGAUACGCUUGAAGCCUAGUUUAGAUUGCUCGCUGCUGUUUGGCUAAAUAAAGAUAUUCCUGUGCGUUGGCAUG